Molecule: messenger RNA, 868 nt
Organism: Nestor notabilis (Kea)
Lineage: Eukaryota; Metazoa; Chordata; Aves; Psittaciformes; Psittacidae
Gene: NRAS
Product: neuroblastoma RAS viral (v-ras) oncogene homolog
Exons: 4
Biological process (GO): Ras protein signal transduction
Cellular component (GO): plasma membrane
Molecular function (GO): GTP binding; GDP binding; GTPase activity
Source: RefSeq, a predicted model, not a curated record
GACUCAUACAGAAAGCAGGUGGUUAUCGAUGGCGAGACGUGCCUGUUGGACAUCCUGGACACUGCGGGGCAGGAGGAGUACAGCGCCAUGCGGGACCAGUACAUGCGAACUGGGGAAGGAUUCCUCUGCGUCUUUGCCAUUAACAACAGUAAAUCAUUUGCUGAUAUUAACCUUUACAGAGAGCAGAUCAAGAGAGUGAAAGAUUCGGAUGAUGUGCCAAUGGUGCUAGUUGGGAACAAGUGUGAUUUGCCCACGAGAACAGUAGACACAAAACAGGCUCAAGAAUUAGCAAAAAGCUAUGGAAUCCCCUUCAUAGAGACGUCUGCUAAAACAAGACAGGGCGUGGAAGAUGCUUUUUAUACACUGGUGAGAGAGAUCCGGCAGUACCGGAUGAAAAAGCUCAACAGCAACGAAGAUGGGAAUCAAGGCUGCAUGGGAUUGUCCUGCAUUGUGAUGUGAUAAGAUGCCAAGAACACGUGGUUCAGAUGUAGCUGCUGGACGAGUCUCGAUGCUACUGUAUUGCGUCUCAUGCUGAUGCCCUACAGUAUUUUGGUGCCAGUGACCAGAAUCUUGGUACCACUUAACUAGCACAAGGUCCUUUUCUGUGCUCCAUCUGAAGAGAACAUCUCUGGCAUCUACCUCCUUGCUCAGCUAACGGAGCAGUCGCAUCUCUUGAUGUACUGGGAUUCUUUUCUCACUGUGUUAUCUGGGUUUGUUCAAGAAGAAAACCGGUCACAAGAAUUAAAUGAACUACAGAGACUCAAUGCUGUGAAAAAGAUGACACUUUACCUCUAGAGUAAAAAGCUAGAAGCGAUGUUUGUCCCCUUUCGAUUGGAUUCUGAUUUGCAGCACAGUCAGAGGAGUAGCA